Bombus pyrosoma is the source of this 3266-nucleotide messenger RNA. Its product is annotated as phenoloxidase-activating factor 2-like. The transcript is spliced from 7 exons. Gene Ontology annotation, molecular function: serine-type endopeptidase activity. The record is from RefSeq and is a predicted model, not a curated record. Gene Ontology annotation, biological process: proteolysis. Bases 751 to 2046 code for a protein of 431 amino acids. NCBI's taxonomy places the organism in Eukaryota, Metazoa, Arthropoda, Insecta, Hymenoptera, Apidae.
ACAACAUCUGUCACACUGUUUAUAAAGAUAUAAAAGAAGGUAAAGGUAUGAGGAAAUUCUUGGAAGUUUUCUUGGAAGUCCUUGACGGGCAAUACUAACACUUGUUUCCUUGAAAUGUGAUAAAUACGUAUGUACUUAUUACUGUUAAAGUAAUUUCUGUAAAAGUAUCUUUAAUGGUUGAUUUUAUAUCUAAGUGACAAGUUCGUUCGGUUAAUUGACGUAAAAAAGCGAAAGAAUAUUUCAGUUCGAAAAUGUGAAUGUUUCGACCGCAUGGUCAACCGGUUCCAUGUAAUAGUGUCAAGUAGAUCAAGAAAAAGGUCAGUGUCACGAAUAUCCGAUCUGACACGAAUGCGGGGGCAGAUGCUUACAUAAUAAUUUCCCAUUAAAACCAUGCUUUACUAUCGCGAUAAAUCUUGAAAAUUUCGAACAGGAAAAUUUUGCUUAUUUAGAAUUCACGGAUUAUUUAAAAACAUUGCGUAAUAUGCUGGACAAUCAAUCGCGUUCAGCCACUCAUGACGAAGUUUACAGUCAAAUGUUGAUUUACGUUUGGUUACGCAGUGAAACGAUAAUUAUUUUUUCUAGGAAGCCUUGAAACGCUUGCCUUAAUUUCAAUGAUUGCAGAUAGAUUGCGAAACCAUCCAAUUAUUAUUCGUUAGACCGUGAACUUCUCCGGAUUUCUAUAGCCUCUUCAAAUCGAAUAUUUCCCUGAAUAUCAAAUGUAUUUUUUUAUCAAGAACUUUCAACACAGCAAUGUGGAGAAUACUAUGGAUACUGGCUGUGUCCAGCUUUUCUUUGGUUGUAUCAGCUCCCCAAGCAGAUGGUGGAUUGAAUUCCUUGAUAGACAGCCUAUCUGAGACAAAUUCUUCAACUCAGAUCCCUGUUACGGGCGCUGAGUGGAAUGCUUUAAUAUCGGAAAUAUUUACUCAACAACCAGCCUCCACUACAGCGGCGACUAUUUUGGGUACAGAUAACAAGCCAAAACAACCACCAGAAGACUGUACAUGCGUGCCGUAUUAUCUAUGUCGAAACGGCACCAUUUCAGACAACGGAGAAACACUCAUUGAUAUCAGGUCCGGUUUUGAUGAUGAGACUAGCUAUAUGGGAGCCUCAUGGAGUAAGUGCGCGAAUUACCUGGACGUCUGUUGUAAGCCACCAGAUAGGACUAAUGGCAACGAAGUAAUUACGCCCCCGCCAAUCGAGAGAAAAGGUUGCGGGCAAAGACACCCCAACGGCGUUGGUUUCAGAAUUACCGGCGACAAAGAUAAUGAAGCGCAAUUUGGCGAGUUCCCGUGGAUGGUGGCUAUACUGAAGGAAGAAAUGAUCGGAAAUCAGAAAGUGAACCUUUAUCAAUGCGGAGGUUCCUUGAUUCACAAGCUGGCUGUUUUAACAGCCGCUCACUGUGUGCAAGGAAAACAACCAUCUGAGUUGAAAAUUCGUGCUGGAGAAUGGGACACGCAAACUAAGGACGAAAUAUAUCCUCAUCAAGAUCGUACAAUAGAAAAAGUAAUCGUUCACCAAAAUUAUAAAUCCGGCACUCUAUUUUAUGAUUUCGCCAUUUUGAUCUUGUCUGAGCCGGUGAAUCUCGUGGACAACGUGGAUCUCGUUUGCCUGCCAGAACGAAAUGCUGUGUUCGAUAAUUCUCGAUGUUUAGCUAGUGGCUGGGGAAGAGACAUCUUUGGUAAGGAGGGACACUACCAGGUAAUCUUGAAGAAAGUAGAAUUGCCGACAGUGCCUCAUAGUGAAUGUCAGGACAAGCUUCGAGAAACUAGACUAGGAAAAUACUUCCGUCUUCACGAAACCUUUAUGUGCGCUGGUGGAGAGCCUGGCAAAGAUACUUGCAAAGGUGAUGGAGGAGGUCCUCUUGUAUGCCCCAUGAAGAGUAAUCCUAGUACAUAUUUGCAAGCAGGUAUUGUAGCAUGGGGAAUCGGUUGUGCGGAAGGUGGAACUCCAGGUGUUUAUGCCAAUGUUGCCUCAGCGCGUGAUUGGAUCGAUGAACAAAUGGCUUUUAACAAUUUGGAUAAUACCGUUUACCUACCUCAAGCAUAGACUGACUGAUUUUUGCAAAUCGUUUUACAAGUUUGUACACAUAGCAAUCAAUGUCGUUUUUCCAUGGAAAGACUGCUAUAUUCUUUGAGUGCUAUUUUUUUUAAUAAUAAUGUGCGUGAGAUCCGUUAGUGGAUUUUUUUUUCAGAAAAAUAUUCCUUCGAUACUUAGGUAUUUUUUUUACAAUUUUAAAUAGCUCUGGCAUUACUUUCUUGGCUAGACCUUUCCUCUUCCUCUUUGUAUUGUAAAAUUAAACGUGAAAAGUAAAAGUAAAUACCUAACGGGAAAUAACAGUUUCUAUAAAGUUAAAGCUAACGAUUGAAUAUAAUUUUUAUGUCGAAUAACCAAUCUGUCAAAUAUCUCCACAGUUAAAAAGUAUGGAGAUAAAAAAAAUGUUAAAUAAUGGUGAUCAUAAAAUUAUAUUUGGUCGUAGACUUUGUCACGUAAAAUUCGUGAUAAAAAAGGAAGAGCUGAGCAAUAGCUUAACUUGACUGUUCUUUUAUAUUUUUAUAUGCUUUCAUCCACAAAAGUGGUUAAGUACAAUAUUAUAACGAAGUAGCGAAGUUGCAAAAUAUUAAAAUAGUUGUUCAAAUCGCGGCCAAGACUGUACCCAAGACAAGUCUCGUGAUCGAAUGCUCGCAGUUUUAUAUGUUGAGUUUGUCGAAGUUGAGGAGCAUGAAGAAGAUUUUGAGUGCCCUACGUGAUGGGGAAAAUUUGGUGUUGAGCCCUGUGCAAAGGUAAGGUAGAAGUCUAAAGAUUCAUUGCCAGGUAGUGUGGAAUGAUGUGGAUUUGGAUAUGGUCGCUGUUGCAACUUCUACAAGGUGCACUUAACACGUGUUUGGCAAAUGAAAUAGCUUAUGAGCACACCAUUCCAUUGAUUCUCUUCAGAUACGCUGUAGAGACAGGCCAAUGUAUUGUGUUUCAGACCCUUAAGCGUAUUUUAGAGAGGUAUGCCUGCUUUUCAGGAAAAAUAUCGUGAACGAUCUUUCGUUGAGUUUGGUUACACGUACUAGAAACGUCCACAAUUGCCUUUUUUUAUUGAAAUGCAACUUUCCAAUCAGUGGUUGACAUAAUAAUUCGUUUACACGGCUCUCGCGCGGCGGGGUCUUAUUUCAAGAAUUUUUGUAUAUAUACAUGUAUGUAAACGCAGAAAGUCGCAUAAAUUUUAAGCGUUUCAUUUGUAAUACAUGGAUUGAAAUACAUUGUGUGCAGUUAGUAUGAAA